AUGAUACCGACCUGCAUAAGAGCACCUAGAUCCAUCCAAGGCUCUACGGAUGAUGUUACGCGCCAGACUCGCUCGAUUGUACAGAUCUACACCGACUGGGCGAAUCACUACCUGGAGCGUGCGCGUUCCAGGAGGCGCGCUGGGGCCUCGGGAGGGGGCCUGGCGCGGGAUUGCGCUGACGGACUCCUCCUCGCGGACGUGCUAGAAGGGGUGACGGGCCAGAAGGUACCGCGUGCGCACCGUAAACCGCGCAACCCGCAGCAAAUGGUACACAUGCUGCAUACACGGCGGCGGCCGAGCGCCGUAUUUGGCCGUACGUACGGCCAAGAAAGUUAUUUAUACCCUUCAUUAAAUUGGUCAUGUGAUAACGACCCCAAAACAUAUGGCACAAAGUGCAUAUUCGUGUACACGAUG
This is a messenger RNA of Iphiclides podalirius (scarce swallowtail), 414 nucleotides long. Lineage: Eukaryota; Metazoa; Arthropoda; Insecta; Lepidoptera; Papilionidae. The record is from the annotation of a GenBank genome assembly.